Messenger RNA from Trichoderma harzianum CBS 226.95, 1863 nucleotides. RefSeq lists its product as hypothetical. The transcript has 2 exons. The record is from RefSeq and is a predicted model, not a curated record. Gene Ontology annotation, molecular function: protein binding. Gene Ontology annotation, biological process: cell division. The coding region runs from base 1 to 1863 and encodes 620 amino acids. Lineage: Eukaryota; Fungi; Ascomycota; Sordariomycetes; Hypocreales; Hypocreaceae.
AUGGAGAAGUUUCUGAGGGAUUGGAGGCAGGAUGCCCUCAACAAGGCACAAUAUGAAUCGGCCAUCUUUAUCGGAGACAAGCUCCUCGCCUUGACCAACGACGACAACGAUGCGUUUUGGCUUGCCCAAGUCCACUUUGCGACUGGAAACUACACACGUGCGCAAUCGUUCCUCUCCAAGCAAGACCUCAUCAGCCGCAAUCCCGCCUGUCGCUAUCUUGCCGGUCACUGUCUCAUCAAACAGUCUCGAUUCGACGAGGCCUUGGCUGUCCUUGGGGAGCGCAAUCCGACACACCUGAUAUCCAAUGGCCCGAGCAACAAGCGCAAGGCCUCAAACCAGGCUCGCAGCGGGCGAAGACGAGACGACGAUGCCGGGGACGAUGAGGCGGCCACCCGACGAUUCGAGGCAGCUAUGUGCUUCCUCCGGGGCAUCUGCUAUGCCAAGCAAAAUGCUUUUGAUCGUGCCAAGGAAUGUUACAAGGAUGCGGUUCGGAUCGACGUGCAGUGCUUCGAGGCGUUCCAGCAGUUGAUGAAGAAUUCUCUCCUAUCGCCAGACGAGGAGUGGCAGUUUCUCGACAGCCUAGACUUUGAUUCAAUACAUCUCUCGGGAGAUCCAAAGUCCUCUCAGGAAGCGGCCGAGUUCACAAAGAUGCUCUACACGACACGGCUUUCUAAAUACAGAAAUCCCGCGGCAUUCGAUACCGCCUACGAUUCACUGUCAACACACUACCAGCUGGCCGCUAACCCCGACCUACAGCUUGCUCGAGCCGAUUUACUGUACACGCAGUGCCGAUACCGAGACGCCCUGACCAUUACCAACGCCAUCUUGGAAGAGGACAAGUACAACUUUGCGAUAUACCCCGUCCACCUCGCCUGCCUCUACGAACUCAAGAUGAAGAACCUGCUGUUCCUGAUUUCACACGACCUGGCAGACACCCACCCCGAAGAGCCCUGUACAUGGUUAGCCGUGGGCAUCUAUUAUUUCAGCAUCAAAAAAAUUGCAGAAGCCAGGCGGUAUUUUAGCAAAGCGAGCAUGAUGGACGCACAUUUUGGCCCUGCCUGGAUAGGGUUCGCACACACGUUCGCCGAGGAGGGAGAGCAUGACCAGGCCAUUUCAGCAUAUUCAACGGCAGCACGCCUCUUCAUGGGCACCCACCUACCGCAGAUAUUCCUGGGGAUGCAGAAUCACGCACUCAACAACAUGACUAUUGCAGAAGAAUUCCUCAAGACUGCCUACGGGCUGUGCAAGACGGACCCACUGCUUCUCAAUGAGAUGGGCAUUGUUAAAUACCACCAAGACAAUCCAAAGGACGCCGUCCAAUAUUUCACAGCAGCCCUCAAGGUGGCCGACGAGAAUGACAGUGAACCGUCAGCAUGGCUCGCGGCGAGGACAAAUCUAGGACACGCUUUUCGCCGGCUGCGGCACUAUAACCGAGCACUGGCGGAGUUUGACGAGGUACUACGAGCAGGUGGCAAGGAUGCGGCCAUCUUUAGCGCCAAGGGGCUCAUUCUGAUGGAACAAAACAAGCCACAGGAGGCGGUUGUUGUCCUUCACGAGGCCCUGGCCAUCCACCCGCAGGAUAGCAUCGCGACAGAGCUUUUGAACAAGGCGUUGGAAGAAACGGCUUUAGUGGACGGAGCUGCGGAGGAGGAAGCAGACGACUUGGCGGAUUUCGAGCAACUGCUGGAAAGAAAGAAGGUGGAAGCGUCUCAGAAGGUGUACGGCAACAGACCUGGCCGCAGCAUGAUGGACAAGGGAAAGGGGCGGGUAGGUAGGCGGCGGACGAUGUUGAUUGACGAUGAAGACGAAAAGGAAGAGACUGGGAUGGAAAUGACGGACGACGAUGACAAUGACGAGGUCUAG